AAAGAAAAGUCUCUGAACACACUUGUCUGAUUUCUUUCUUUAUUUUUCGUAAUUUGAAAGCGAAGAGAGAGAAAACAAAUCGAGGAUCUGAAUCGUCUUCUCAAUAAACAAAUACACACACUUGUAUCUUCUUCACUCGCCACUCACAAAUCCCAUAUAUAAACAUUCAUUUCUAUCACUCUCUUAUCUCUUUCUCCUUUAAGUUCUUGACUUGUCGUUUUAAUUUUUUUUUUUUUUUUGCUUUAACGUAAGAUAAUAAAGCUUUCAUUUUUGAGAUCUGGGCUCGUGUAAAGAUUCUAUUUUUAUCUACCCAUCUUCUCUUUCAUUACCUAUUCUGCUGGAAUCAAACAGCUUGUGGAGCAAAAAGAAUCACGAGGAAGUAAAGUCUUGAUUGCGUCGUACGUUGUGGGGUUUUAGCUAAAUGUAAAAGAAAGUUAAUAAAGAUUCAAACUUUCAAUGGGGGAGUCACAGAACCUGCACUUGCCUCUACGUAACCGCUCUUCUCUCAAGAAGCCUUUACUGAUAGUUCUACUAGUCUGCACCACGAGCAUCCUCUUGGUCUGCACUUACAUGUACCCACAGCACAAAGUCAAGAGCCUCGCUUGCGAGGGCUUAUCCACCAGAGGCUGCCAAGCUGCUCUCUCCGGAUGGCUUGAUGUUCACGUGAGGAAACACACUGACGAGGAAGUCGCGGCUCGAGUCGUGAUCAGAGACAUACUCAGAACUCCACCUGCUCUGACCUCUAAAUCGAAGAUAGCUUUCAUGUUCUUGACCCCUGGGACUCUGCCGUUUGAGAAGCUGUGGGAUAAGUUUCUCCAGGGUCAAGAAGGGAGGUUCAGUGUUUACAUCCACCCGUCGAGGCUGAGACCGGUUCACAUCAGCCGUCACUUUUCGGACCGGGAGAUUCAUAGUGAUCAGGUCACGUGGGGGAGGAUCUCUAUGGUUGAUGCUGAGAGACGGCUUCUUGCAAAUGCUCUUGAGGAUCCUGAUAACCAACACUUUGUUCUUCUUUCUGAGAGCUGCAUACCAUUGCAUACGUUUGACUACACUUAUAGAUAUUUGAUGCAGGGGAAUGUCAGCUUCAUUGAUAGUUUUGAGGAUCGUGGACCUCAUGGGACAGGGAGACACAUGGAUCACAUGUUACCUGAGAUCCCAAGGCAAGAUUUCAGAAAGGGUGCUCAGUGGUUCACAAUGAAGCGUCAACACGCUUUGAUAGUGAUGGCUGAUAAUCUCUACUACUCUAAAUUCCGCCAGUUCUGCAGACCUGGGGUAGAAGCAAAUAAGAACUGCAUUGCGGAUGAACAUUACCUACCUACAUUCUUCCAUAUGCUUGAUCCGGGAGGAAUCUCGAACUGGUCAGUCACAUAUGUUGAUUGGUCUGAGCGUAGAUGGCAUCCAAAGACAUACAGAGCUCGCGAUAUCUCACUCAAGUUCUUGAAAAAUAUCACGUCUGAUGACGUGAGUGUACAUGUGACAAGCGUUGGCAAGCGUGGAGAAGAGCUUCGUUGGCCAUGUACAUGGAACGGUAUAAGAAGACCAUGUUAUCUAUUCGCAAGGAAGUUCCACUCAGAUUCUGUUAACAAACUUGUCAGACUCUUCCCAAACUACACCAGCACAGUGGUCUGAGAGAGAUGAAGCCAGACUCAAGUUCUCGCAACUGAACCAUACGAUUCUUGAAACAGGAACGAAACACUUCCUGAUUAUCUUGAGAUUGGAUUGGAUGGCUAAAUUUUCUGAAGAAUCUGAAAAUGCUUGUUGAUGAGACAGGUUACUCUGCUUUCAGUAGUAGUAUAAGCAGAGGUUUUUUUUGGUUUAAGGAUUGGUUAUUUAUGAUGUUAACCAUGGUUCGGUUAGCGUGUACCGUUUUGUGUUGUUGUAACUUGAGCUAUUAGUAGUUUUAAGGACAAGGAGUUACUAUGUUC
Brassica oleracea var. oleracea is the source of this 1922-nucleotide messenger RNA. RefSeq lists its product as uncharacterized. Lineage: Eukaryota; Viridiplantae; Streptophyta; Magnoliopsida; Brassicales; Brassicaceae. The record is from RefSeq and is a predicted model, not a curated record. Gene Ontology annotation, cellular component: membrane. Bases 457 to 1626 code for a protein of 389 amino acids. Gene Ontology annotation, molecular function: glycosyltransferase activity. The transcript has 10 exons.